UCGAGAGAGGAGAACAGGGAGGAAACCGGAGAGACAAGAACGGGGAGAAAAAGCGCUCGUGUGUGAACAGUUCGUGCGUUCUCUUCUACGCGAUGCAUUUUUUAUAUUUUAUAAACAAUAUCUAUAUAGAUCGUAUUUGACCCGCUUUGGGUUUAGUAAUAGAUCCGACGUUCAUAUCGGAUCUCGGUUACAGAUCUCAGAGUUAAAAACACGCAAAACAUCUUAAAAGAGGAGUAUAUUCACGUGGAACAAUCAGACACGCGUCGAGGUUGUGUGUGCGCGCGCGUGUGUGAGAGUUGUGUUUUUUUUUCUUUUGGGCCGCUCGAGCUCGAAUGGAGCAGCACGCAGAGGCGCGAGGCUGCACCGGUCACGGAUCGCGAUCCCGGUGUUCCGAGCUCGUGCACAACGAGCACUGCAUGCAUCUGUCCAUCCAGUCAACGACCGGCACGCGCUUCGAGCUGUCCCUCCCCGCGGAGGAGACGGUGGAAGGGCUGAAGAGGAGGCUGUCGCAAAAGCUCCGGGUGUCCAAAGACAGGCUCGCGCUCCUGCACAAAGACACGAGGCUAAGCUCAGGGCGGCUCCAGGAUUUUGGGGUUACAGACGGGAGUAAAUUGACCCUCGUGCCCUCGGUGGAGGCAGGAUUAAUGUCUCAGGUCUCCAAACCAGAGCAGUCCAUCAUGCAAGCGCUGGAGAGUUUGACCGAAACUCAGGUUGGUGACUUCCUAUCAGGUCGGUCUCCGCUGACACUUGCUCUUCGCGUCGGGGAUCACAUGAUGUUCGUGCAGCUGCAACUUGCCGCGCAAAACUCGGGCAAUCAACAGUGUACCGCUCGGGCUCCUUCGAGCACAACCAGGACCCCCACAGUGCCCUGUGGGGGCACCAGUGAGCCCCCUCACACCCACACCUCUGCCCACAACACCCAGAGGGCGUCAGCUGGACACCACGUCCACCACGCUCAGCAAGCUCACCAUGCUCACCAGUCACCCCCCUCCAGUCCUACACUUUCCCCCGGAUCUCUCCAUUAUCCUCACCUGGCCACAGGGGCCUGUAGUCCAGCCCCCAGAGCAGCCACACCUUUCCAGCAGGGUGAGGGUGGUUCCUCAAGUGGAAAUGAAAGCAGCAGCUCCUGGCCCAGUCGCAAACCAGGUGCUGUAAUCGAAAGCUUUGUGAACCAUGCUCCUGGUGUUUUCUCUGGAACCUUCUCAGGCACCCUUCACCCGAACUGUCAGGACAGCAGCGGGCGUCCACGCCGUGACAUAAGCACCAUACUGCAGAUUCUCAAUGACCUACUGAGUGCUACUCGCCACUACCAGGGCACACCCCCCACUCUGACCCAGCUCCGCUGCAACGCUCAGACCCCUGUGUCUCCCCGAGCGACGACACCUGCUUCGCCAUGCCCACCUCCUUCACCCUCUGCCAUGGAGCUUCCAUCAGCACCCAUGUCACCAUUAUUAUCCUCACCUACCUCACCUACCUCAGACAGACUGGCACUGAACCAUAGCCGCAUCAGCAAACCAAUGGGUGAGCCGUCUAGACAUUCAGAGAACAGGGCGACGCGCUGUAAAGUGGAGCGUUUGCAGUUGUUGCUGCAGCAGAGGAGACUCCGCAGGCGGGCGAGGAGAGAACCCCGGGCUCCAUACCACUGGAUUAGCGAGCGCAAAGCCACCCGUAGCCACAGCAACAGCAGCCUGAGCAGCGACGGCUCCAUCGACUUGGACUACGACGAGGCACUCUGGAAAAACGAAGUCCAGACCGACAUCGGCUCGGAGUUCGUCGUUGCCUGAUUGAGCAGCCCAAUGCGAAGAACGAGAAGAUUUUACAAGUGGCCAGAGGAGAAGGGAUUUCCUUUCAGAAUGGUGUGUAAUGCUGGAGUGUUUUGUUUUUUUUUAUUUUUUUUUAUUUACCGUUCAAUUUGAAACACUGAGUUGCAUUCGGAAGAGUACUGAAGCGUGAGCGGCGAACCGAGUGAGCAUCUCCCUGGACUCUGGAUACACAAGAUGGACUAAAUUCAGUGGUCCGAAACAUUUUCACUCGAUUUGCUCAUUCGAUCGUCUUUAAAUAUGGUGGUGGUUCGAGUUGUUGUUACAAAAAUGCGUCAUGUAGCAUUACGAAGCAAGAAAUUCAGGUGUAUCUCUGGUUUAUAACAUUUUGCACACUUCUUGACCUGUGAGCAUUAAGGUUUCUUUAUGGUUUUCAUUUUUUUUGAUACUCCACUUGAUUCAGCGAACUCCAGUUCAAAACAACACAAAUCCACAAAGCAUUUAUAACAGACACGAUGAUUUCUUGUUCACACUUGUAUCUGUAACUGCAUCCACUGGUUAAAGUAUUAAGUUCGUAUCACAGUGCCUCGGUUUAUACUUUAUCUUAUUGAAGCAUAAAACCUGGAACACAUCUGGAGGUUUUUUUGUUCAGAGGGUUUUUUUUUUUUGCUGCUACGAAGGAUGACGUGUGAAAGCGAGCAGUCUUGCUUGGUCAUCCAUCUCAUUAUAACCUGAUUCUGCCAGAGGGAUGCAGUGGGAUCAUGCACAGUUUGGCUCUGUAGCACCGUUUUACAAGCUGAUUCGAAAAGCGAAAAGACUUUUUUUUUUUCUGUAGUGUAUUAGGUUUAAUGUUACCUGCUGUUACGCCCAUGGAGACGAAAAAAUAUAACGUCGGACUUCUUUUCCACUAUGGACCGUUCCUGUCUCAACAUUUUGUUCGAUUUGAGAAAACUGGAAGUGAGACAUGGUUACAAACAUGGAUGGACCUUGUGUACAGUGGCCUUAUCUACCUUAAAAAAAAAGGAAAUAAGCGAAAAGUGCAGGCACUGGAAACUCUGGAUGCUUGAUGUGUAUUGUGAUUUUUCCUUUUAUUUUUUAAACUAAGGACACGCCAUUUGAGCAUUAGUGAACGGCCCCUGUGCCUCAACAACGUGCCUGAGACAAAAAAAAAACGGAACAUGGACGUUAAAUUUUCCUCGUCUGAAAAGUCACUGCUUUCUCAGCUGAAAAACAGAACAAUACAUGCUCUGUUUUUUUUUUCUUCUUCUGUCUCUUUUUUUUUUUUUUCCCUCUUCAUUACGAUGUGUAACGUCUGUCCUGUGUAUCUCUUGUGCAUCUUUCGUCGCGUGUACACACUGUCUUUCGUUCUUGAAACCAGAAAUUUACGUAAAAUAUGUAGAUAUAAAUAUAUAAAAUAAUUCUACAAAAGAGGAACAGGUCCAAAUAAACCAAUAUCACCCUGUAAACAUGCACAUAACAUGUCACGAUGUGUACGUCUUCUGUUUCAGCACCAAGUUCUCACAAAUAUUGUUACCUGGAUGCAUGGGAUAUGAUCUACAGUAAUUUAUUUAAGGUUGAAUUGAAUAUACGAGUAGUUCAUAGGGGAAAAAUAUACGCGUUUGGUUGGGAUGUUGUUUUUUUUUAAAGUUGACGAUGGUAGUUUUUUUUUUUUGUUUGUUUUUUUUUGUCAAUGCUGUGGUUUUUUUUUUUUGCUUUUUUUUUUCGUUGCCUGUACUGUCUUGUGAUCUCACAGGUGAGGAGCCUUUGCUUGUGUAGCACAUUUUUAUACCCGUUUUUAAUUUAUAAUGCCGAUCUCACAACUGUGAAAAAAACCUUCUCUGAUGUAGUUUUUCUCGUCACCUCUUUCAUUUGUUUGUUUUUGUAUGUUGUUUAACUUUCUUUUCCUCUUUAUUUCGUGUAUUUAGUCAAAAAAUGAAACCUUGGCAUUGUAAAAGAGGGAAACAACUAAAAACAACUGGUUUUCUUUGUUCAUAAGCAAUACAUUUCAGUGUGGCUUGCUGUAGAGUUUUUUUUCUUUCCCUUUUUAGGUAAUAAAUUUUAAUUUUAAUUGCAA
Messenger RNA from Silurus meridionalis, 3834 nucleotides. Its product is annotated as midnolin-like. The record is from RefSeq and is a predicted model, not a curated record. Bases 333 to 1784 code for a protein of 483 amino acids. The transcript is spliced from 7 exons. NCBI's taxonomy places the organism in Eukaryota, Metazoa, Chordata, Actinopteri, Siluriformes, Siluridae. Gene Ontology annotation, molecular function: protein binding. Gene Ontology annotation, cellular component: nucleus.